AUGGGGGGCAAGUCCGCAACCAAGGCCGGUUACUUCGAGAAGCUGAAGAGCUUGCUCGACGAGUACAAGACGAUUUUCAUCGUCUCCGUCGACAAUGUCAGCUCUCAGCAGAUGCACGAGAUCCGUCACAGCCUCCGUGGGGAGGCUGUCGUCCUGAUGGGCAAGAACACCAUGGUUCGCCGUGCCCUGAAGGGCUUCAUCGCUGAGAACCCGGAGUACGAGCGUCUGCUGCCUCACGUCAAGGGCAACGUUGGCUUCGUCUUCACCAACGGUGACCUCAAGUCCGUUCGUACCAAGAUCCUGUCGAACCGUAUCGCUGCCCCGGCUCGUGCUGGUGCCAUUGCGCCGGUCGACGUCUACGUUCCUGCCGGUAACACCGGUAUGGAACCCGGAAAGACCUCCUUCUUCCAGGCCCUCGGUAUCCCCACCAAGAUUGCUCGUGGUACCAUUGAAAUUACUUCGGACCUGAAGCUGGUCGAGGCUGGUGGCAAGGUCGGUCCUUCCGAGGCCACUCUGCUCAACAUGCUGAACAUCUCCCCCUUCACGUACGGUAUGGGUAUCACCCAGGUGUACGAUGAUGGUCAGACGUUCAGCCCGGACAUUCUGGACAUCGAUGACGAGCGGCUCAUCAAUUCCUUCACCUCCGCCAUCAAGACCAUCACUACUAUCUCCCUGGCAGCUAACUACCCCACGCUGCCAUCUGUGGUGCACUCUGUCGUCAAUGGCUACAAGAAGGUCUUGGCUGUCGCCAUUGGCACCGAGUACAGCUGGCCUGAGAUUGAAGAGCUCAAGGACCGGAUCGCCAACCCCGAGGCCUACGCUGCUGCCGCUCCAGUGGCUGCUGCUGCUCCGGCUGCAGCGGAGGAGGCGCCUAAGGAGGAGGCGAAGGAAGAGGAAGAGGAGAGCGGUGACGAAGGAUUCGGUGGUCUCUUCGACUAA
Messenger RNA from Rasamsonia emersonii CBS 393.64, 939 nucleotides. Its product is annotated as 60S acidic ribosomal protein P0. Gene Ontology annotation, biological process: cytoplasmic translation; ribosomal large subunit assembly; ribosome biogenesis. The transcript is spliced from 4 exons. The record is from RefSeq and is a predicted model, not a curated record. NCBI's taxonomy places the organism in Eukaryota, Fungi, Ascomycota, Eurotiomycetes, Eurotiales, Trichocomaceae. Gene Ontology annotation, cellular component: cytosolic large ribosomal subunit. Gene Ontology annotation, molecular function: large ribosomal subunit rRNA binding; structural constituent of ribosome. Bases 1 to 939 code for a protein of 312 amino acids.